AUGCUCUCCCGGAAGGUGACCGCUGCGGCCCCAGCCAGGCUCUCAACGUGGCGGGUUUCAGCGCCGUCGUGCCGCGCUGCGCCGCGGCCGCGCCGCCAGCCGGUUCUUGUUGCCGCCCUCCACGGCCACAAGAGGGAUGAAGAGGAGGGGGUGGCGAGCCAGGAGACGUUCUUUCUCGUCACCAACCUGCUGAUGGCCGCCAUCAUCAUAGGCUCCGGUGCCCGCUUCUAUGUCACUGCACUUGAAGUGCGGGGGGACCUCAAGGAGCUGCGCGCCAAUUUUGACCGCCUCGGCGCCAAGAUCGACAAAAACUUUGACCGCCUCGGCGCCAUUUUUGACAGCCUCGGCGCCAAGAUCGACGAAAAGUUUGACGCACUGAUGCAGCAAGAGCAGCAAGCAGCUGCUCGGCGGCGUGACGCCGCCAGAGAAUGA
Molecule: messenger RNA, 432 nt
Organism: Monoraphidium neglectum
Lineage: Eukaryota; Viridiplantae; Chlorophyta; Chlorophyceae; Sphaeropleales; Selenastraceae
Exons: 2
Coding region: 1-432 (143 amino acids)
Source: RefSeq, a predicted model, not a curated record